Acytostelium subglobosum LB1 is the source of this 531-nucleotide messenger RNA. RefSeq lists its product as hypothetical. The transcript is spliced from 2 exons. NCBI's taxonomy places the organism in Eukaryota, Evosea, Eumycetozoa, Acytosteliales, Acytosteliaceae. The coding region runs from base 1 to 531 and encodes 176 amino acids. The record is from RefSeq and is a predicted model, not a curated record.
AUGUCAACCACCUCAUCAAGUACCUCACAAUUGAAGACUCGUUCUGGAUCACUCCCAACUUCCCCUUCCCCAACCCCAUCGCCUCCCCUGUCAACUCAAGCCUGCUCUGUAUUGGAUACUCAACAAUCACCUCCUCCUCUCUCAGGCUCAAGACCAAGAGUAAAGUCAGUAUUCCUUCAAGGGAGCCAGUUUGGACCUCUUAAGAAGUCCAAGAUUGGAUUGAUCAACAGCUCUGAUACCAAACUGACUGUUGUGAUCAAAGGAAACAUUAAUGGAACUUACACUCAGGAGAAGGAGGCAGGUGUCGAUCUUGGAGUUACGGGUCUAAAGGCCAACGGAGUUAUAAGGAAGGCACUCAAGAAUGAGGCACCAGCAAACUCAGUCUUCCUAGACAAUGACAACACUCAAAUCAAGUAUCGUAUAGAGGAUGACGUUGUCUUGGUCAUUGUUUUCCGAAAGGACGACUCAUUGGCGCAAGUCACCAACUCCCAGCCCAAGACCAAGCUCCAAGAAGACCGCCAACGAAGGUAA